UUGGCCUACCACAAAACACCAGCACAAACAACAAACAAAUCCCUACUCCACCCUCCCAUCCACAACCACCACCCACAUAUGAGCACCCUACCUUCCCAAAGGAGGAACUAGACACUUCACCACUCUCCAUGGGGCCAAGGGGAAGGCCCCGUGGCUCUAAGAACAAGCCCAAAUCACCAAUCAUUGACAACACCCUCAAUUCCAUCGUAAUUGAAAUCCCUCCUGACAAUGAUGUCAUUCAAUUUCUCAUCGACUUUGCUUGCUCCCAUCAAGUUAACCUCAUUGUUACAAGUGGUUCUGGUAUUGUGUCAGGUAUUCAUAUUCGCCAUCCUGAUCCUCUCUAUGGCUCUACUUUGAUCUACCCCGGACUCUACAGAAUGAUUUCUCUGAGUGGAACCUACAUGAAUUUUCACUUCCCUCACUCUUUUUCCAUUGCUAAUAACCUUCCUUGUGUGAAAAACUUCACGAUUCGCGUAUUUGGGAGUCAGGGUGUCGUUUAUAAUGGGAUUGUUGCAGGGAAGGUCAUGGCUGCGAGUAAUGUAGUGGUCAACGCCUUAAUAUCCAAGAACUUUGAAUAUCACAAGGCUCGUUCCAUCGAUGGAAACAUACUGAUUGAGGAAGACGAAGAGCAUUCCUCUUCUUUCAGUGAUCAGCAUUCAAGUGAUUCCAAUAUCAUAGUGGUCAACACCAACAAUGCGUAG
Lotus japonicus is the source of this 701-nucleotide messenger RNA. Its product is annotated as AT-hook motif nuclear-localized protein 28-like. Bases 129 to 701 code for a protein of 190 amino acids. Gene Ontology annotation, cellular component: nucleus. The transcript has a single exon. The record is from RefSeq and is a predicted model, not a curated record. Gene Ontology annotation, molecular function: minor groove of adenine-thymine-rich DNA binding; DNA-binding transcription factor activity. NCBI's taxonomy places the organism in Eukaryota, Viridiplantae, Streptophyta, Magnoliopsida, Fabales, Fabaceae.